AAAUUUGUACACUUUUCUUGACCUCAAAAAUUUCAUGCAACAAUAACCCCUUACAUAUAACCACCUCCAUAAAAGCUAGCCAAAUUCCCAUCCAUCAAUCCCCCUUCCAUAAUUUAUUUUUUCACAUUCACACAAAAUCAAAAAAAUUAAGGCAAAAAAUAAAAUGGGAAAUAGUUUGGGAGGAAGUAAAAGUGCAAAAGUAAUGAAGAUCAACGGUGAGAGCUUCAAGCUAAAGACCCCGAUUCGGGCCGGUUCGGUCAUGGAGGGCCACCCGGGCCACGUGCUGCUCGAAUCGGAAGCCGUGAAGCACUACGGCGUGCGAGCCAAGCCGCUUGAGCCGCAGCAGGAGCUGAAGCCGAAGCGCCUCUAUUUCUUAGUCGAGCUGCCGAAAUUUCCCGAGGAAAAGGGCGCGCGGAGGGUAAAAUCGGGAAUUCACAUGGGCGCGAAGGACCGGCUCGAGAGUUUGAUGCUGGCGCGCCGCUCGGCUUCGGAUUUGUCUAUAAUGAAGCCGCCGAGCAUCGCGGCGGCCGAGGAGGAGAAGGCCGAGGCCUCGGAGGGGGGGAAGAGGGUGAGGAUGAGGCUGCCGAGGGCGGAGGUGGAGAGGCUGAUGGCGGAGAGCAAGGAUAGCGGUGAGGUGGAGGAGAAGAUCGUGAGGCUAUGCAUGGCGAAGAGGGCCGCCGCGGACGGCGGCGAUGCGGCGGCGGAGAAGAAUGUGCAUCUUAACGGAGAUCGUCGAAUCAAGAAACGAGUUGGAUUUUUACCUAUCCAUGAAGGAGAGAUCCAACAUAUUGUUAUGGCUUCAUAAUUAUUGGCAAAGGAUAUAUAAUGGGCAUUCUCUUUUUGUUUUGUCUCUCCAAAUUCCCAUGUAACACUUCUCAGCAACAAAGUAUAGCAGAUUUAUUUCUGUUAUUUUUGUAUGUGUAAAUGGUCUGAUUUUAGAUCCUGAGAAUAAUGUCUAGAAAUAUAUUCUAGCUAGGUGAAUUAUGAGAGAGUAGGUUGUAUGAUAUGAUUCUCUUCUCAUAUAGUACUACUAAUUAUUAUUAUAAAUUUAAAAUUUCUAUA
Messenger RNA from Salvia hispanica, 1062 nucleotides. It is a transcript of the gene AT17.1, whose product is annotated as plastid movement impaired protein. The record is from RefSeq and is a predicted model, not a curated record. NCBI's taxonomy places the organism in Eukaryota, Viridiplantae, Streptophyta, Magnoliopsida, Lamiales, Lamiaceae.